UUUAUGUGUAUGUACAUUGUACUACAUAGAGAGUCCAUAUGCUACCCCUUAUAUAAACAUCAACUAGUGGCAUACAUUAUAAACUCAUCUCUCUUCUAUCCAAAAAUCAUGGCCACUAUUUGCCGCCAUUCUCUCAUACUUUUGCUAAUUCUCUUCUUCUCCUUCAACUGUUUGGCAUUUUCAAAGAGGUGCCAUCCAAAUGACAAAAAAGCCCUCCUUCAAAUCAAGAAAGACCUCAACAAUCCCUACGAUUUAAUCUCAUGGGAUCCGACCACCGACUGCUGCACCUGGUCCACGGUGGACUGCGACGACAAAACCAACCGCAUCACCGGAUUCCACACCUCCGCCGCUAAUUUCGGCCUCCCCAUUCCGGCGUCCAUCGGAGACCUCAAGUAUCUCGAAAACCUCGCUUUCCACAAAGUCAACGUCACCGGUCAAAUCCCGGAAUCCAUAACCAAGCUCACCCACCUCAACUUUCUCGAUCUCCGGUGGAAUUCUCUCACCGGCCCUGUUCCGUCGUUCCUCAGCAAACUCAAGAAGCUGACGUACAUUGGGCUGUCGUUCAACAACUUCUCCGGCUCGAUUCCGGCGUCGCUCUCCCAGCUCCCGAACCUCGGCGGCCUCCUUUUGGACCGGAACAAACUCACCGGCUCAAUCCCGGCAUCUUUCGCCGAUUUCCGGCAGCAGGAUUUCUAUCUCUACCUCUCACAUAAUCAGCUGACGGGGAAUAUUCCGGCGAGAUUGGGGCACGCUAACUUCACAUUCAUCGAUGUAUCAAGAAACAGGCUUGAAGGUGACAUAUCGUUCUUACUUGGGAAGAACAAGAGCUUAAACACCGCCGAUUUUUCGAGGAACAUGUUUCAGUUCGAUUUCUCCGAGGUGGAGUUUUCGGAGAGCUUGGGGAAUCUGGAUUUGAACCACAACAGGAUUACGGGGAGAUUGCCGGAGGGAUUGGCUGAGUUGGGUAAUCUUAUUUCGCUGAACGUGAGUUACAAUCGGCUCUGCGGCAAGAUUCCGGUGGGCGGAAGGUUGCAGGACUUUGAAACGACGUCGUAUUUCCACAACAGGUGCUUGUGUGGUGCACCGUUGCCAAAAUGCUAAGGCCUCGUUGGUGGUUGGAGAGAUUAGCUAUGAUUAUCUAAAUAAUGCGACUUUAUUUUAUGUUUGAUAUCCUCAAUAAUAUGUCGGGUCGACCCGCAAGUAUUAUAUAUAUAUGUUAUCAUGGUUUAUCUUGUCUUCUAUGUAUGUUUCUUUAUUUGAUCAUCGAGUGUCCAAUAAUAUAAUUGGUUUCAUCA
Molecule: messenger RNA, 1295 nt
Organism: Erythranthe guttata (spotted monkey flower)
Lineage: Eukaryota; Viridiplantae; Streptophyta; Magnoliopsida; Lamiales; Phrymaceae
Product: polygalacturonase inhibitor
Molecular function (GO): protein binding
Source: RefSeq, a predicted model, not a curated record